This is a messenger RNA of Leptomonas pyrrhocoris, 344 nucleotides long. RefSeq lists its product as hypothetical. NCBI's taxonomy places the organism in Eukaryota, Euglenozoa, Kinetoplastea, Trypanosomatida, Trypanosomatidae. The coding region runs from base 78 to 344 and encodes 88 amino acids. The transcript has a single exon. The record is from RefSeq and is a predicted model, not a curated record.
GCGCACCGAUCGGACUGUGAGCAUCACCUGUUUACAUAUUGAAUAUUCUACGAAACCUUCUCCGUUUUUAGCUAUCCAUGCUUCGUGUGGUGCCGCGUCUCCUUGUCUCCUACACGGCGGCGGACAUCCAAGCCAAGUUGCAGUCCAGCGAAGCUCUGCAGCCGGUACGGUCCAUUAAGGUGGUCGAUGCCAGCGCCGGCUGCGGCAGCUUCUUCAACAUCGACAUCGUCUCUCCCGUCUUUCAGGGCAAGACACUGAUUCAGCAGCACCGCCUCGUCAACGGCGUGCUGAAGGAUGAGAUUAGCGCAAUCCACGGCUUCACGCUAAACACGAAAAGCAAAUAA